CUUUCAUCAGAUUCUCAAAACCACCGAAAGGACUACAAUCUGCUACUUUAGAGCUUUGCUGGAAAGCAAGCAAUUAAGGUAGAUAAGGAUGCCCUCUGGUAAUCACUGCUGUUUCUCCUUUCUCAUUUGCCCUUUCCUCAGCUUUAGAUCCUCUACCCAAGAAACAAAUUGGAGUCUGAGACUUGAGGCCCAGAUAAAUUGGACACUGCUUGAAGAGGGCAAUGGCUGUUGCCUUGGGUUGUGCAAUCCAGGCUUCCUUGAAUCAGGGUUCUGUGUUUCAAGAGUAUGAUACUGACUCUGAAGUCUUCCGUCAGCGCUUCAGGCAGUUCCAGUACAAAGAAGCAGCUGGGCCUCAUGAAGCUUUCAACAAACUCUGGGAGCUUUGCUGUCAAUGGCUGAAGCCAAAGAUGCGUUCUAAGGAGCAAAUCCUGGAGCUUCUAGUGUUGGAGCAAUUCCUAACAAUUUUGCCCACAGAGAUAGAGACCUGGGUGAGGGAACAUUGCCCAGAGAAUAGAGAAAGAGUUGUGUCACUGAUAGAAGACUUACAGAGAGAACUUGAGAUACCAGAGCCACAGAUUGAUAGGCAGGAAAUACUCUUGGAAGACCUGGCAUCAGUUGGGAUGGCAGACAUACCACCAAACAUCCACCUGGAGGUACCCCCACUCCAAGCAAUGGGACCUGUUCCUAAUGCCCCUGUGGCAGAGGCAUGGAUCCCACAGGAGCUGAGCUAUAGUGCUGCUGGGGAAGACCAGUCCUUUCUGGACCCCGGAUAUGCAAUACCAAAGCUUGAUGUGAGCUUUCCAUUGGAGCAUAGAGAAGAGUCAUGGGUGAAGGAACUACAAGAUUCCAAAGAAAUUAAACAAUUACUUGAGUCCAAGAUAGGUUUUGAGAUUGGGAUAGAAAAUGAAGAAGAUACUUCAAAACAGAAAAAACUGGAAAAUAUGUACCCAUUUCUUGUCACUUUAGAGGGGAAUGCUCUCCAUGGUCCCAUUUUGCAAAAAGACUAUGUACAGUUAGAAAAUCAAUGGGAAAAACCCCCAGAGGAUUUACAGACAGAUUUGACAAAAAUUGUAGAUCAUCGGAAUCCCUCAAUAGGAGAGAAGUCUGAGAGCUCUAACUUGGAAGAACCUCUCAACCCUAGAACCCAUAAGAAAAAGAGUCCAGGAGACAAACCUCACCGAUGUUCUCAGUGUGGAAAAUGUUUUGCCCGGAAGUCACAACUUACAGGGCACCAGAGAAUUCAUUCAGGAGAGGAACCUCAUAAAUGUCCUGAAUGUGGAAAAAGAUUCCUUCGUAGUUCAGAUCUUUAUAGACACCAACGACUUCAUACAGGGGAGAGACCCUAUGAAUGCACUGUGUGUAAAAAGCGAUUCACUCGGCGCUCACACCUUAUAGGGCACCAGAGAACCCAUUCUGAAGAAGAGACAUAUAAAUGCCUUGAGUGUGGGAAAAGCUUUUGUCAUGGAUCAAGUCUUAAAAGACAUCUGAAAACUCAUUCGGGUGAAAAACCUCAUAGAUGUCACAAUUGUGGGAAGAGUUUUAGUAGACUGACAGCUCUUACUUUGCACCAGAGAACUCACACUGAAGAGAGACCUUUUAAAUGUAAUUAUUGUGGGAAAAGCUUUAGACAGAGACCAAGCCUGGUUAUUCAUUUAAGAAUUCAUACAGGGGAGAAGCCAUACAAAUGUAGUCAUUGUUCUAAAAGCUUCAGACAGAGAGCAGGCCUUAUUAUGCACCAAGUCACUCACUUUAGAGGACUUCUUUAAGAAUUAUUAAAGUAAACAGGACAUGCAGAAAUUGGCACUAACUCAAAACAUCUUAACCUGAAGCAGUCUGUUUGUCUUGGAGGAAUCUUUUUUGUUUUUGUUUUUUUAUUAUUUAAAAAACACAUCUUCCAAGGCAUGUAAAUUCUAGACUGUCUACCUACUCUUGCAACUUUCCUAGAUUUGAUGUAUUCUAUCUUUAUAACUCUUAUUUUUUUUUUUAAUGAAAAUGAAAAUUUUUGUGUCCUAAGCAAACCAUAUCAUAGAUGAAAGCAUAAAACAUAUAGGGUAGGGUCAAUAUAAUGGAUCACCAUGUCUAUUUGGCAUAUAUAUUACAGCAGCACCAUAAUUAUUGUGCUGUCAUUGUUAAAGGUGGUUAUGUUAGUUUAAAAUUUUGUGUCCCGAGUGGCAGGAAAGGAGACAGUGUAUUUUGUCAAAUAAAGUGUGUCAGGAACAUAUGGAUGAAGAAGAUUUCAUUUGCCUCAUUCAAGGACUGGGUUAUUUCAAUUGAAAUUUUUUUAUGUUUAAGAAAUUAAGAUUUUUAACCUUUACUUUUGAAUUUCGCAAAGUUUACUAAUCUGCUUAUUUGGCUGUUUGGGGUA
Molossus molossus (Pallas's mastiff bat) is the source of this 2365-nucleotide messenger RNA. It is a transcript of the gene ZNF449, whose product is annotated as zinc finger protein 449. Bases 222 to 1766 code for a protein of 514 amino acids. The record is from RefSeq and is a predicted model, not a curated record. Gene Ontology annotation, biological process: regulation of transcription by RNA polymerase II. Gene Ontology annotation, molecular function: DNA-binding transcription factor activity, RNA polymerase II-specific; RNA polymerase II cis-regulatory region sequence-specific DNA binding. NCBI's taxonomy places the organism in Eukaryota, Metazoa, Chordata, Mammalia, Chiroptera, Molossidae. The transcript has 4 exons.